UGCCUCAACCAGGACAACGAAUUCGAUAGAAAAUACUCGUACAGCUACACGCAACAGCAACAAAAACGGUCGAUACUAAAGUACGAGACACAGCAGCCAAUCGUUGCAGCCGUUGCUCCCAACUCGCCACACCUAACACCCACAUCAUCUGCACCCCUUUUGUCCUGCAUCUCCUCCUCUUCCGCUUCCCAAACUUCCUCUUCGGCAUCCUGUACCCAAUGCACUAUCGUCUUCAAGGCAUUGCCGCCUCAACCGUGCACAACAUCGAGGCCAGAGUGCGCAUCGCCACCACCACCAGUGCCACCACUACGUUCCACAUCCUUAUCAAAUUGCUGUACGCCGCUUUCGAAGUGGCAGUCAUAUCUGCGCACGUUCUCGCUGACGCUGUCGGUGUCGCCAGCCACAAGUCAUGUUAACAGCAGCAGUAGUUGCCCACGGCUCGCAACGACUACGGCAAGAACGGCAAAUACAUUCUCGAACGCGGAAACGACGGCGAUACGCAGCAGCAGACAGGCAGGUAAAAACCGAAGUUGCAGUUUUUGUGACGAAGACUUCGGCGACGAGGAAAGUGACGAAGAAGGCGGCGACAACAGUCCUAAUAGCGGCAUAAUGGUUUUGAGUACCGAGUGGUCUCAGGUUGAAGUAAUCGAUUUGGUUAACGAUGGCAAUGGCUUGGGCUUUAUUUUGGUCGGUGGACGCAGCACUGGUGUUGUGAUUAAAGCCCUAACGCCGGGCGGUGUCGCGGAACGUGAUGGUCGUUUGCAGUGUGGCGAUCAUUUGUUGCAAAUUGGCGAUGUGAACUUGCGUGGCUUCAGUUCCGAGCAAGUAGCAACGGUUCUUCGUCAGACUGGAGCUCAGGUUCGAUUGAUUGUUGCCAGGCCAGUGGAGCCGACAGCCAUCGAUUUACAAACGUUGGCAAGUCAAGCGCCAAUUAUUCCAACUAAGCUCCUCUCCGACCCAGAAGAACUGUCACGGCAUCUCUUUCAAAACCCCAGCUUUGCUACUAGUGCUACAAGCGUUGGCGAUGGCGGCGGCUGCUUCCUGCCAACGCCGGACACUGAACUAGCUGAUUUGCCACUGCCACCUAUACCAACAGAUUUGCCGUUGUCUUCAUCCGUAGCGGCGCGCAUGUGCCCCAAAGAUUUGGACAUCGUACCAUUUUCGAUUGUAUCACCAUCACCGCCACCACUGUUGCCCCCACCGCCCGCGCCAGCAACGUCGAUCACGAUGACAGCGUCGACCGUUGGUACAUCAGUCAGUACGGGCUCGCUGCUACAGCAGCUCGAUCUCACCACCACCAACUCCAUCAAAAAAAACUCAAACUCCAUGCAAUUGGAACAUAUUGAGACUGUGAUAGCUGGCGAAGUUGCUGGCACCUCAACGAUCACACCGGACGCAGCGAAUAAUGAUGCCGAUCGCUGCUCAUCGGCCUCAUCGAACUACAUCGAUUCACCCGAGACGGAAACUUAUGUCGUGGAAUUGCACAAAAAUGUCUACGGACUUGGCAUAACUGUGGCCGGAUACGUUUGCGAAGAGGAAGAUCUUUCAGGUAUAUUCGUAAAGAGCAUUAUCGAGGGCAGCGCCGCUGAGGUGAGUAGGCGUAUACAGAUCAACGAUCGCAUUGUUGCUGUGGAUGGACGUUCGCUAGCCGGUGUUACUAACCAUCAAGCGGUCGAAAUUCUGCGAAAUACCGACAUCGAAGUACACCUUACAUUGGAACGAUUCUUGCGCGGACGCAAAUUCGAACAUUUACAAAAUGCACUCACGGAAUUAAAGGGAGAGACGCAGUCACAGAGCUCACUGCCUGCAUCACCUUCGAUAGCAACACUCUCCUGGCUACCGCCACGGUCUGAUGCUGAUUCUGUAGCCACUGAAGGGGGCAUAAUCAUGAUGGAGUUCGCAGAUUUUCCGUCGCGAGAGACGGUCGAUUCUAACAUGUCAUACAUGUUGGACCGCAGCGACCACAGUGACAUCAGCAAUGCAAAGCGACAAAGGACUCCCACAACCCCAGAUGCCAAGCGUAUGGCGAAUGGCAAAGCUACGCAUAUUAAUGGUGGUGACAACGGCGAUAGUGAUGAUCAAGAUGACUCGGUGACGCUUGAGGAUCAGUCUGCCGUGAAAGAACUGCAGACACCGAAAACGCCGCAAUCGAUUAAACAGCAAAACGGCAGUCGAAAGAAGUCUGUCUCAUCGGUUACAGUGACAACAUCCGCCACGUCAACACAGCUAACGACAACUACGACGACGGUGGUGGUGACAACAAAGGCAAUACCUGCGUCAAUAUCUGCGCCCAGAACGGCAAUGACAACACCAGCGCCCAAGCCCGCCACUUCAACUCUAGCCCCGCCCAGUGUGGAGACGCUGAAGCUGACCUGGAAAAGAAUCAGCCUGGAGGGCACCGUGGAUGUCGAGGGCGGCAUCGAAAAGCGUCCACAUCACUAUAUACGCUCCAUACUGGAGGAUGGGCCUGUGGGGCGACAAGGCAUACUGAAACCGGGUGACGAGCUGCUGCAAGUGAACGAAUACAAAUUGCAAGGACUCAAACAUACCGAAGUCGUUAAAAUACUCAAAGAGCUGCCAACGCAUGUUAAAUUGAUAUGUGCGCGUGGUCACACCGCCCCAUCCGUAAUAAAUACUUCACAAAAUCCAGAAGCAUUCGAAACACGUUCACUACUGCCUGGCGGCCAUCAGAGUCUACAAAAUCUGUUAACCAAAGCGCAAUCGGAAAGUUCCCUCUAUACAUCGAGCACUGCCACGCUGACCGAUCAGCAACGUUCCAAAUCGUUGGAAAACGUUUCGGGACUGGCGCUUUGGAGCAGCGAUGUUACUACCAUUGAAAUUGAGAAAACUGAGCAAGGCUUCGGUUUCUCGAUACUUGACUAUCAAGAUCCACUCGAUUCCGAAGGCACUGUCAUCGUAAUACGUGGACUUAUACGCGGUGGCGCAGCAGAGGCAACAAAUGAUAUAUUUCCUGGCGAUCGACUGGUUAGCGUUGGUGAACAUAGCUUGCAUGGCAUCGAUUUGGAUGAAGCAGUGGCGAUACUAAAAGGCAUGCCAGCGGGGAAAACUAAAUUGGGCAUCUGCCGGCCACUCUCAACAUCGGACAGCAAUAUAGCAUCGCCAGCCGAGGAGGGCGAUUCGCAGAGCACAUAGUUUUUAAGGGUCG
Molecule: messenger RNA, 3166 nt
Organism: Rhagoletis zephyria (snowberry fruit fly)
Lineage: Eukaryota; Metazoa; Arthropoda; Insecta; Diptera; Tephritidae
Product: patj homolog
Molecular function (GO): protein binding
Source: RefSeq, a predicted model, not a curated record